Eublepharis macularius is the source of this 3530-nucleotide messenger RNA. It is a transcript of the gene RSRC2, whose product is annotated as arginine and serine rich coiled-coil 2. The coding region runs from base 927 to 1997 and encodes 356 amino acids. The record is from RefSeq and is a predicted model, not a curated record. The transcript has 8 exons. NCBI's taxonomy places the organism in Eukaryota, Metazoa, Chordata, Lepidosauria, Squamata, Eublepharidae.
UAGGUAAUUGUACCAGACAUAUUUAAACGUAUGCCAUAGCAUGUAUAAACUUGUAUGUAAUUGGCUUAAUGGUAAGUACAAAAAAACUUGUAAAUACAGAGAAAAAGUGUUUGGAGUGAGAAGCAUGACAGAAGCCGUCAUUUUGGCAAAAAGGUAAUAGUUGACAGAAGUUCACUCAAAAAAUUAACUGUGGAAAGAGCCUACAAUGAACAUUUUUGUGGUGAAAUAGAAUUGGUGUAUGGUUCUCACAGAGCUUCCAUUAAUCAGAGUUUUUGUGCCUUCUGUUACAUGAUCAGAGCUCACAGUUUGCAAAGUCCUUUUGCCCUCAGGAUGUUUAACCCCAAUCCCUACUUAGUUUUGUUCCAUUCAUAGUUUAGAUGGUCCUGUAAUGAUAGGGAAGAGUAGUGCUUUUUUUUUUAAACAAAGUAAAGGUGCCAUUAUUCAUAUAUAAAGUUCUCCUGACUUUCCCCAAUUUUUCCCUCAGGGCUUGGGAAAGCCUCCCCCAAAGAUGCAGGUACUCAGUACUAUUGAGUACUGCCAUAAGCAAAGCUCUGGGGAAGACCACAGGGUUCAUAGGAGUGAAAAUCAUCUUUAAACCAAGGGGAAUGAGAUGCAUCAGUAGUGAUAACUGUUGAGGCGACAGUUGCAGCUACCAACAAGGAGAGCUUAUACCUAGGUAUAGUCACAGUGUUAGAAAGUGAAGUUCUGCUGGGCUAUUUAAAGUCUAACUGGGUUACCAUGGACUUCUUUCCCUUUCCCAAUGGAAGCUCUGUAAAAAAAAAUUAGGAGAGUAUUUGUGAAAUUGACUAUAUUGUUCAGAUCACAUGAUAACAUUUCUAUAAUAAAUCAUACUCAGCGUGCUAAUGCGCGAAGAGACUGAACUGAAGACGCUCCAGACUCAGAUAGCAAAAUUAUAAGCCUACUUCAUGAUAAGAACCAACUUCUUCUUAAAACAGGCAAGAAGACAUGGGUCCAAAGAAAAGUCCUCCAAAAAGCACAAAUCGGAAGACCAUAAUGACAAAGAACACUCUUCUGAUAAAGGGAGAGAGAGCCUGAAUACCUCUGAAAAUGGUGAGGAUCGGCAUAAGCGCAAAGAGAGGAAAUCCUCAAGAGGUCGGAGUCAUUCAAGGUCUAGGUCUCGUGAAAGGCGUCACCGUAGUAGAAGCCGUGAUAGAAAAAAGUCACGUUCUCGAAGCAAAGAGAGAAAGCGGCGUGUAAGAUCACGUUCUAGAUCAAGAUCUAGACACAGGCAUAGAAGCCGGAGCAGGAGCAGAACGAGGAGCAGAAGCAGAGAAAGAAAGAAGAGACCUGAAAAACCCAGAAAAUUCAGCAGAAGUCACAGCCGAAGUCCUAGCCCUCCGCCCUUUAGGGGACGAAAUACAGCAAUGGAUGCCCAAGAAGCAUUGGCCAGAAGAUUGGAAAGAGCGAAAAAACUUCAAGAACAGAGAGAGAAAGAGCUUGUUGAAAAACAGAAGCAACAGGAAAUGGCUGCUGCGGCGGCUGCCACUGGUAGUUCUGUCAUCAAUGUUGCAGCUCUUCUGGCCUCCGGAACUCAAGUCACUCCCCAGAUUGCUAUGGCAGCUCAAAUGGCGGCCCUGCAAGCAAAGGCCUUGGCAGAGACAGGAAUCGCUGUACCAAGUUACUACAACCCAGCAGCAGUGAAUCCAAUGAAGUUCGCCGAACAGGAAAAGAAACGGAAAAUGCUGUGGCAAGGCAAAAAAGAAGGGGAUAAAUCACAAUCUGCAGAAAUCUGGGAGAAACUGAACUUUGGAAAUAAGGACCAAAAUGUCAAAUUUAGAAAACUAAUGGGUAUCAAGAGUGAGGAGGAAGCUGGUAGUAGUUCAGUGGAUGAAGAAAGUUAUAAAACUUUGAAACAGCAGGAAGAAGUAUUCAGAAAUCUAGAUGCACAAUAUGAAAUGGCAAGGUCACAGACUCACACACAAAGAGGAAUGGGAUUGGGAUUUACGUCUUCAAUGCGAGGAAUGGAUGCUGUUUGAAAGAACAUGAUCUUGAAGCUUGGGACUUUGACGAAGAUUCUUGUUCCAAUAUUGGGUCCUUGUUCACCAAAAGCUAGCAUUCUAGCUUGCAUGGGUGUUGCAUUGACUUUAAUUUAUUGACAUUACAAGUUUUGUAAAUAUCAAAUCAGUGAUAACUGGUGUUCUAUGUUGUAAUCAGGUUAUACUCACUUCCAUUAUACUUGACAGAGCUACAGAAGGACAACAUUUUAGUUUUGCUUUUCAAAAUAGAGCAGGUGAGGAGGGUAAACUCACACCUGGAUAUUUUGUGUCCGCUGUCUUGUGUACUUUUGUACUUUAACCUUGUACAGUUAUUUUCAACUAUUGAAACAUGAAAUGCAUUGUGUAGGUGUUAUUUAGCAGACUGGGCCAAUGACUACAUAAUACAGUGCAAAAACCUGGUUAAUAAAGAUGUUUUUUUCUCAAAAGUACUGUUAAUUUUACUGGUUCACUUGAAUUGCUAACAGUUCUUAACUUUGUAGAAUUGAUUUGAGUUUCACACUGUAUUUUGGGGGGAAAGCUCAUUUCAUCACUGCAGAUUUGAGCAAAACAGUAAAAAUUACUAAAUGUCAGUUUUCAUGAAUGUAUGCAUUGUCUGUAUUCCUGUUGCAGGGUAUGCAAUAGGCAGUAAUAUAUUAGGUCAGUGAAACAUGCCCAGUUCUGUUUAUAAGAUUAAGAUUUCUGUUUAUAAGAUUUAGCCUAUUACACUUGGCUAUUCUAACACUCCCUCGUGUUUUGCCAACUGAGUAAUACUUCCUUUACUUAGGUCCAAAGAUUCCCACACUGGGUACGUUAGUCCUGUUUGUUGGGCGUUGGCCAGCAAAGUUUUGAUUUAGGCAUUUUUUUUAUGCUGCCUCCCCAAUGCCCUUUUGUCCUUAACCAGACUUCAGCCUGCCUCAGCAAAUUAAGGGGUAGGUUCUGUGCCUGGUCUCUCUAGCAGGAAUACAUGAUGACAAGGAGCCUUAUGCCGAGUGAGAAAAGCAGAUUGCCCCCAGCUACUCCAGUCAAACUUUCUCUUGUAGCAUGACUGCUUCCCUCUUUUUAUUGUUGAUACCUUCAUAAGAUACUGGGCUUGUUAUGCGCAUAAAUACGUAAAUAGAGCCCUGCUGGAUAAAACCAGUGGUUCAUCUAAUCCAGCAUCCUGCUUCUCUUGGUGGCCAACCAGUUAAUUCUGGUGGGCCAACAACAGGGAAUAGUGGCUGAGGCCUUCCCUGAUGCAAAACAUUGAUGCAGUCCAGUCUAUAUUUUAAAAAUUAGUCUUAUGCAGAAUUGUACUUACACACCCCACCCUAUCUAAUAAAUAGAAGUUGCUCAGCAUCAGUGCCUCAGAAGUAGUAUAUUUUGUAGCUGUAACUUCUGUUUGCUGAGAGACACUAUCAUAUGGGGCAUCUCCCUAAAGGUAUCCAGAGCUAGUCUAAGGUGUAGGUUGUCUAAUAGAGUUCUUGGCUAGGAAUGUUUUUAAGCACAUGUUGCUGUAUGCUAUUGAACAUAUUAAUAAAACCUAGAAAAGCAAAA